Messenger RNA from Chrysemys picta bellii (western painted turtle), 960 nucleotides. NCBI's taxonomy places the organism in Eukaryota, Metazoa, Chordata, Testudines, Emydidae. The record is from RefSeq and is a predicted model, not a curated record.
AUGUCAGAUUCCAACACAACCGAAUUCACCAACCCCUCCACUUUCAUCCUGCUGGGCAUUCCUGGCCUGGAGGCAGCCCAUGUCUGGAUCUCCAUCCCCUUCUGCACCAUGUACACCAUAGCCAUCUUGGGGAACUUCACCAUCCUAUUCAUUGUGAAGAUGGAGCCGAGUCUCCAUGGGCCCAUGUACUAUUUCCUUUGCAUGCUGGCCGUCACUGACCUGGUGGAAUCUACGUCCAUUGUGCCCAAAAUGCUGAGCAUCUUCUGGUUCAAUUCGAGAGAGAUAGAUUUCAAUUCUUGCCUCACCCAGUUGUACUUCAUUCACUGCUUCUCAGUGAUGGAGUCUGGGAUCUUCUCAGGCAUCUUUGUGGCUAUGGCUUUGGAUCGCUACGUGGCCAUCUGCAAUCCCCUGAGACAUUUCACCAUCCUGACAAACUCCAUCGUGGCCAAGAUUGGCCUGGCCAUGAUGCUGCGCAGCGGCUUGCUUGCAUUGCCCUAUCCCUUCCUGGUAAGACAAUGGCCAUAUUGCAGAACCAACAUCAUCCCCCAGUCGUACUGCGCACACAUUGCCGUGGUGAAGCUGGCCUGCACCGACAUCCGCGUCAGUAGUUACUAUGGCCUCUUUGUGGUAUUCUGUGUGAUGGGUCUGGAUGCGAUUUUUAUUGCCCUGUCCUACUCCCAGAUCCUCAGGGUCAUCUUCAGCCUCCCCACAAAGGAUGCCCGGAUAAAGACUUUUGGGACCUGCAUCUCCCACCUUUGUGCCAUCUUAGCCUUUUACAUCCCAAGUCUCUUCUUCUCCCUCAUGUAUCGGUUUGGCCAGAAUGUGCCCCUGCAUUUCCACGUUCUCAUUGCCAACGUUUACCUCUUGAUGCCCCCCAUGCUAAAUCCCAUCAUCUACGGGGUGAGGACCAAACAGAUCCGGGACAGGCUGCUCCGACUCUUUACUCAUAAAGGGACCUAA